AUGGCGAAUGCUAUUCUGAGCCAGAGGGACGAGAUCGUCGCUGCCGUUGAGGGUCACAAUGUCGUUGCCUUUUCGGGCCCAACUGAGUCCUACGCAUCCUCAUACAUUCCUUCUUUCCUAUACAAGGCGGGAUUUACGUCAAGCAGCAACUGUCGAAAGAAUCCUCCGCGAAUAUGCGUGGCUCAUUCCCGUCACCAGGAAGUUAAGUCUUCCGCCGAAUCUUGCUCUGUGUUGAUCAACAAUCCUUCCAAAGUUGCAUGUCAUCUGGGUUCGGCGGCUUCACUGGAUUCUACGGCUGACAUAGUCUACGUCACUGAGGACUGCCUGCUGCGGCGUUUGGUUGCUGACCCUCUGCUGUCAGACUACGGUGUUGUGAUUCUGACUGGUCUGCAGGACCGUCUGCUGUGCACUGAGAUUCUCUUGGCGCUGUUGAAGCGCAUAUUAUCGAAGCGUUCGCGAUUGCGCAUCGUGUUAAUUUUUGAGGGUGGCAAUGUGGAUGAUGUAUUAACCUUCUUCCGCCGACGGGCCACAGAAAAAGACACUGCGGCGGAAACAUCUCCCUCAUGCGGGGAUGAGGUGUCAAAACCGAAUCCGGGAAGCUUGCUCCCGUUGGGUGAUGUUUAUCAUGUCCACCUGAAAUGUGACUCCAUCUCGUACAAGGUGCAGUACCUAUCGGCGCCUUGCCCGAAUUAUUUGGACGCCGCAGUAUCUACAGUGUGGAGCAUAUGCCGAAGCGAACCAUCCGGCAACGUGCUUGUCUUCGUGCCGUCUAGCGAGGAGCUGGAGCUGCUCCACACCAACCUUCUGGAGAGCGCGAAAUCGUUCCGGGAACAGGGAGCAGGUAGUUUGAAUGUCGUACCGCUUGGGGUCGGCGGAUCUACAGAGCAACAUAUUAAGAAGAAUCCUUAUGCCUCUCGAAACAUUUACAUUUGCUGCGAUCUCAAGGAUUACCGAAGCAAAGUGGACAGCAUACGUUACGUGGUCGACUGCGGUUUCAGCCGCAGAAUGGUCUCCGACCACGUUAACACCGGUUCUGUGGCCUGUACGGUCACCGCCACCCGCGACGAGAUGCGGCGGCGGUCAAACAUAAUUCGUGGCUCUGGGAAAUGCUACCGGCUGCUAACAGAAGCCCACUUUAUGGACAACAGUUUGGUGAUGGAGUUCCCGAUCUCCGAGAUGAAGACGACAGACCUGACUACGAUGAUUUUGUUCAUCAAAUCAUUGGGUGUCGCCGACUUUUCGGAUUUCGAGUUCGUGGUGCAGCCGCCCAUCGAUGCGAUCGAGCAUGCGCUUACCACUCUGUUUCUACUCGGCGCCAUUGACGGUAACGGCGAUGUAGUGUAUCCGUGUGGCAAUGUGAUGGCCGAACUUCCAUACACCGCCAUGCUGUCCAAUUUCCUUUAUCGCAGCACCGAGCUCGGGUGCUCUGCAGAGGCGCUUACUAUUUGCGCAAUGCUUGAGGUGCAGGAUAUCGUGCUAAAGCGCGGAAAUGUCAAAUCGACAUACCAGACUGAGCGACUACAGGCAGCCAUGCGCGGAUUCGCUGCUAGUGAGGGUGACCUAUUUUCCUACUUCAACGUGUAUCAGCUAGCGCGCUACUACCGCGACGAAGAUUCCAAGUGGCUCGGAAGGCACAUGGUGAGUGGCUCCGGCAUUCGUUCGGCGGAGAAGAUCCGAAGCCAACUUGCGGCUUUGCUUAAGAAGUACCAGCUUCCGGAGGUUAGCUGUGGUGAUAAUUCGGCGGUGCUGCUUGAAGCCGUAUUCAAGAGUUUCUUUCUGAACGUGGCGUGCAAGGAGCACUUGGUGAGGACUCUACUGACAUCUAGGCAUCUAGAUGUGGGUCUAAAGGUGAAGUCAAAGGUGUUGGACGAUGAAGGGAACGCAAUACUAACCAACGAGUUGCAGCCAUAUCUGCUAGUAGCAAGCCUUGACACUAGCAAAACCCGGCGACUCUACAUCCACUCCGGCUCCUUUUUGGCGGAUGAGCAACCCGAUUGGGUGGUGUUCAACGAGUCGAUGGACAUCGACGGCGAGUACUUCAUGAGGGACGUCACUGCGAUUCAACCAGAAUUCCUACAGAAGUAUGCACCUCACUACUAUGGCGAGGUGCAGGUGCGAAGUUACCUGACGGAUAACUGA
Babesia bigemina is the source of this 2139-nucleotide messenger RNA. RefSeq names its product ATP-dependent helicase, putative. NCBI's taxonomy places the organism in Eukaryota, Apicomplexa, Aconoidasida, Piroplasmida, Babesiidae. Gene Ontology annotation, cellular component: intracellular anatomical structure. Bases 1 to 2139 code for a protein of 712 amino acids. Gene Ontology annotation, molecular function: RNA binding. The transcript has 7 exons. The record is from RefSeq and is a predicted model, not a curated record.